AAUAAACUGAUGAUAGUGUAUUCGAUCACAUUUCCCUGAAUCAUUAUGAACCAUGAAUUCGGUGAUACUUGGACUGGUGCUUUUAGCUACAGCGUUAUCAAGUUCUAAUGCCGAUAUAUCAACUCACGACUUGGAUCCUAGAAUCGUGAAUGGUGAGGAUGCAGGCCCAAACGAACUUCUAUACCAGGUUUCGCUUCAAAUCGACGGCAGUCAUUUCUGCGGUGGAUCUGUGCUUAACAGGUAUUACGUUCUCACCGCUGCUCACUGCAUCUUGGAUGAACAAGUUAGCGAAGUCAAAAUUAUCACCGGAACCAAGAACUUAAGCGACUCUCAAACAUCCGUGCAUCAAGCUGUGAAGUUUAUUAUUCACUAUAAAUACAACCCUUCCAAUAGCUGGAUCAACGACAUAGCCUUGAUCAAGGUAAAUAAGCCAUUCGAGAUCGGACCACAACUAAACUACGUUCCUUUACCGGAAGCAAAUCAAAAUAUUCCAGAUAACUCACGCGCUAUUGUAUCGGGAUGGGGUAGGAUCAGAGAAUACGGACCACUCUCGACGACAUUGAAAAAAGCAACCAUCUACAUUACCAAUCAGAAUACUUGCAAGAAUGCCUAUCGAACAAUAUAUGACACGCAAAUUUGCGCCAGUAAUGACAAGGACGGGAAAGGAGCAUGCAACGGUGAUUCUGGUGGCCCUCUCACAGUUAACGGAAAGAUUGUCGGGAUCGUAUCAUGGUCACGGGGAUGUGCUCUUUCUAAUUACCCCUCUGUGUACACUCGUGUUCCUUCUUACAUUGAUUGGAUUCAAGCAAACGCAGUUUAAAAUAGAAGAAGAUGGAAACUGUACGACAUAACACAAAGUACACAGCUAAUUGUUGAUAGAGAUGUAUUGUUAGCAGAACAUUACUCACUAUUCAUUUGUCCUUAAUAUCAAUUUAUAUUUUUAACCAAUUAUUCUAUAUAACGUAUUAAAGAGAAGAAUAAAAGGAUAUAGUUCAUCAUACGACAACAUUUAAAUCGCAAUAGUAUCUAUAACAAUAGAUAAUUAAUUUUAUGUGUAAAUUAUAAUAAAAGGACGUUAUAAAUUACCA
Bombus impatiens (common eastern bumble bee) is the source of this 1088-nucleotide messenger RNA. Its product is annotated as chymotrypsin-2-like. Lineage: Eukaryota; Metazoa; Arthropoda; Insecta; Hymenoptera; Apidae. Gene Ontology annotation, biological process: proteolysis. The transcript has 7 exons. Gene Ontology annotation, molecular function: serine-type endopeptidase activity. Bases 53 to 820 code for a protein of 255 amino acids. The record is from RefSeq and is a predicted model, not a curated record.